CGUCGCUGCGUCGCCGCUGGAGGAGGCGUUGGCGCAUCGCACUGCUGCUGCUGCUGCUGCGGAGCCACAAACCGGCUGUCCUGCACCGACACGGGGCACGCGACGGACACCGUUCACCGAUCACACCUGAGAGCAAUAAAAGAGGGAGAGAGAGAGAGAGAGAGUCGCUACGUUGAACUUGAAAAGCUUAACCCCUCACCAGCUUCGACAUGAUCAAGAACGGACACCACCUCCACCACCACCACCACCAAGUGAACACCGCGGCCGGUAAAGACACCGACACGACCCCCGCCGCUGCGGCUUGCAGUCCCGAGAAGAGGAGGAGGAGAAUCCGGCUGUGGUGCGAUGGCUGCUAUGACAUGGUCCAUUAUGGCCACUCCAACCAGCUGCGACAGGCGAAGGCCAUGGGAGAUUACCUCAUCGUUGGAGUACACACAGAUAGCGAGAUUGCGAAGCACAAGGGUCCGCCAGUUUUCACCCAGGCAGAAAGAUACAAGAUGGUGCGCGCCAUUAAAUGGGUGGACGAGGUCGUGGAAGGAGCGCCUUACGUCACCACCCUCCAGACCCUCGACAAGUACAACUGUGACUUCUGUGUGCACGGAGAUGACAUAACACUAACAGUGGACGGGAAAGACACAUAUGAAGAGGUGAAGAAGUCAGGGCGGUACAGGGAGUGUAAGCGAACCCAAGGAGUUUCCACCACGGAUCUGGUGGGCAGGAUGCUGCUGAUGACCAAAGCACAUCACAGCAACAUUGAUAGUUCAGACUAUCAGCAGCACACAGACAACUUUGGAAAGGGGUCACAUGGUCAGAAGGGCCCCAGUCCCUGGACGGGAGUGUCUCAGUUCCUGCAGACCUCACAGAAGAUCAUCCAGUUUGCUUCAGGCCAGGAGCCUCAACCCGGAGACACCAUCAUCUAUGUGGCGGGAGCCUUUGACCUCUUCCACAUCGGCCACGUGGACUUCCUCGAAGCAGUGCACAAGCUCGCCGAAAAGCCAUACAUCAUAGUCGGGUUGCACUUUGAUCAGGAGGUGAACCGCUACAAAGGGAAAAACUACCCCAUCAUGAAUGUCCACGAGCGAACACUCAGCGUCCUGGCUUGUCGAUAUGUGUCGGAAGUGGUGAUUGGUGCACCCUUCGCAGUCACAAAGGAUUUGCUGGAACAUUUCAAGGUGGACCUUGUAUGCCAUGGGAAAACAGAAAUAUACCCUGACAAGGAUGGCUCCGACCCUUACGCUGAGCCGAGGAGGAAGGGGAUCCUGCGUACCGUUGACAGUGGGAACGGUCUUACUACGGAUGCAAUUGUGCAGAGGAUAAUCAAAAACAGGUUGCUCUUUGAAGCAAGGAACCAGAAGAAAGAGGCCAAAGAGAUCGCUGUGAUCCAGGCCAUGAGGCGACAAGAGGAGGAGAAGACUAAAGAAAGAACCCAGGCCGUGCUGUAGGAAGGCCCGCCCCCAAGAUAUGCACUUAGUGUCGACGUAACAAUGAAAAAAUUAAUCUAAGCUCGUGUACAGUAAAAAUCAACCCUUUUCUAUGCGUUAUUACACCGUCCCCACGCGAUCCUGGCUCGUAACGGCACUCCUUACAGCAGCGCGUUUGAAGCCAGGGCGGCGUAGUCCGCCGCGGGGUCAUCAGGUAUACCGCAUUGGUACUCGUGUGCGGUUGUGUGUGUGUGUGCGUGGGGAUCGUCUGUGUGUUCAUAUAUUCGGCAUAUGCAAAUACAUUCAGUUCAUGUGAGUCAUCAAUCAGACAUACAGGUGAUUGAGGUUAUAAACAUAAGAAAGUUGGAGCGAGGCAGAUAUAACGUCUCCAAAUGUCUAUUUUAUCUCUCUGGAUAUUUUUUUACUUAUAAAUCACUUUUAUUUAUUUUUUGCCUUCAGAAAUAUAAAAAUCUAAGUAAAUUAUUUUGGGAUUUGGACAUACAAGGGGUAAAUUGUGGAUACCUUGAGAUGCUGAUCAGCCUUUCACCUGUGAACAGAAAGUGAUUUGAUAAGUUGCUUCUAAACCGUUGGGCUGCUUUCUGUCAACCAUUGGAUGUAACCGCACAAUUGAUCUAUGUAUGUACUGUAUGUAUUACAAAUGAAUCAUAGGACUUACGGAGGACACUAAAACCACGAGGGAAUCCCCCCUGCUCCUCUGCGUCCAACCUGCAGGGCCUGGAUGUGAUGUCUUUUGGGGCCGCAUAUAAAUUUGCUCUGGAAAGGAUCAGAACUGUCCUGUAGAGCAGGUUUUUAACUCCUAAAUGACCUGUACUCUUGGCCUUCUGAGUGGAGUUGUAUUAUUUUUUUAACCAACAUUACUUAGCUUUUAUCCUAAUAUAGAGAAUACUACUGAGUUUUAACAGGCUGCGUUAAAGUUUUCAUGCUAUAACAAUGACAAAUGGUCAGUGUGGUUGACUUGAUCAUGAAAUAGACCUCUUACUGUAAUUGAGCCUUGAGCAAAAUAUCUUCUGUCUCUGUAUCAAAUGUGAUUAAAUAAUAUAUUUUUUGUAGAUCAGUAUUUUACUCCCCUCCUCUCCAUUAACUACUGUAUAGAUUCAUAUUGUGUAAAAAGGCAUUAUAAUAUAUCUGUAUGUCAAGUAGGAAUGUAUUCAUUGUAAGCUAUCAUGUAGAUGUUAUUGACAACUCCCAAGUUGAUGAAUACAGUACAAUACUGGUAUGACCACAGUAUAUUGCUGAUAAUAAUAACCUUUUUGUCUGAAAGACUAUUUGUCAUAUUCUUUUCCCUAACACUAAAAAUAUCUGUGUUUGGGAGUAUUACAGUCUUAUUGAGUUCUUAAGGAAUUGACCUAACCAUGUAAGCUAUGCUUUAAUUACACGAUCAAAGGUUAGGGUUAGGGUUAGUUGUAGAGACGUUUAAUCAGAGAAUUUUUUUUUUUUUUACCUAAGUGAAAGUAGCAAAAACACCAUAAAAUUGUCUUCCCUUAAAUCGAAAAGUCCUGCAUUCGAAAUCUUUCAAAACAUGAUAAUGUUUAAGAAGUGAACCGGUAUGACUGCAUGUAAAUGUAAAAAAAAAAAAUAA
Molecule: messenger RNA, 3021 nt
Organism: Pungitius pungitius (ninespine stickleback)
Lineage: Eukaryota; Metazoa; Chordata; Actinopteri; Perciformes; Gasterosteidae
Product: ethanolamine-phosphate cytidylyltransferase-like
Exons: 13
Coding region: 210-1442 (410 amino acids)
Biological process (GO): phosphatidylethanolamine biosynthetic process
Cellular component (GO): cytoplasm
Molecular function (GO): ethanolamine-phosphate cytidylyltransferase activity
Source: RefSeq, a predicted model, not a curated record